Solanum pennellii is the source of this 1681-nucleotide messenger RNA. Its product is annotated as cytochrome P450 71A1-like. The record is from RefSeq and is a predicted model, not a curated record. Gene Ontology annotation, molecular function: heme binding; oxidoreductase activity, acting on paired donors, with incorporation or reduction of molecular oxygen; monooxygenase activity. NCBI's taxonomy places the organism in Eukaryota, Viridiplantae, Streptophyta, Magnoliopsida, Solanales, Solanaceae. Bases 1 to 1521 code for a protein of 506 amino acids. The transcript has 2 exons.
AUGGAGAUCUCUUGGGUUUUCAUAGUGUUUGGCUCAUGGCUAUUCGCAUUUGCUUUUGUCUUAAAAAUAUUGAACCAUCCUCCCAAAAGGAAAUUACCACCAGGUCCAAAGCCAUGGCCAAUUAUUGGCAAUUUGAAUCUCCUUGGUUCACUCCCACAUGUAUCUUUGCACCAUCUUUCGCAAAAAUAUGGAGAUUUAAUGCUACUAAAAUUCGGUUCGAAGCCUGUUUUGGUAGCAUCAUCUCCAGAAAUGGCUAAAGAGAUACUGAAAACACAUGAUGCUAUUUUUGCAUCUCGUCCCGAAUUAGCUGCUGGUAAAUACACUAGUUAUAAUUACUCAGACAUGACAUGGGCGCCUUACGGUGCACACUGGCGUCAGGCUAGAAAAAUCUACCUAACUGAGAUAUUUAGUCCUAAAAGGCUUGAUUCAUUUGAAUAUAUCCGUGUUGAGGAAGGACGGACUUUAAUUUCUCGUCUUUUUCCUCUCUCAGGAAAACCAGUUUUGCUUAAAGAUCAUUUACCUCGAUUUACACUUCGCACUAUAAGUAGGUUGGUUAUGAGUGACAAAUAUUAUAAUGAUGACCAGUCAAUAAUAACACUUGAAACGUUACAACAGAUGCUCGAUGAGUGGUUUCUUCUAGGUGGGGUGAUUAAUAUUGGGGAUUGGAUACCUUGGCUUAGUUGGUUCGACUUACAAGGAUACGUAAAGCAAAUGAAAACUUUAGGGAAAAAUUUCACAAUUUUUUUUAACUAUGUAAUUGAAGAUCACAAGGCAACAAAGAGACAAAUAGAGGAGGAUUAUGUUGCUAAGGACAUGGUUGAUACUUUGUUGCACUUUGCUGAUGACCCUAAUCUUGAAGUUAAGCUUACGCCCGAUAGGCUAAUGGGAUUAAUACAUGAUUUGAUAUCAGGUGCAACAGAUACUUCAGCAGCAACAAUAGAAUGGGCAUUUCAAGAACUUUUGCGGAGUCCAAACAUCAUGGAGAAGGCACAACAAGAACUUGACAGAGCCAUUGGAAGAGAACGAUGGGUAGAAGAAGAAGACUUCUCUAAGUUACCUUAUAUAGAUGCCAUAAUCAAAGAGUCAUUUAGACUUCAUCCUUUAUGUGCAUUGCUUCCUCCUCAUUACUCCAUUGAGGAAUGUAAUGUUGCUGGUUAUGACAUACCAAAAGGGACAAUUGUUUAUGUAAACGCAUGGUCUUUAGGGAGAAAUCCAAAGUAUUGGGAUAGGGCAGAAGAGUUUAUUCCUCAAAGAUUCAUAGAAAAUAACAUAGACAUAAAAGGACAAAAUUUUGCAUUGUUGCCAUUUGGUUCGGGAAGGAGAAAGUGCCCGGGGUAUAGCCUAGGUAUGAAGGUUGUUCGAACAACAAUGGCUAAUUUGUUGCAUGGAUUCAAUUGGAAAUUGGCAGGAGAUAUGAGGCCAGAAGAUAUAAGCAUGGAGGAGAUUUAUGGAUUGACUACGCACCCAAAUAAGCCUGUAUCUGUGAUUAUGGAACCAAGACUUCCCCUCCAUCUUUAUUAGAACUAGCUUUAAUAAUAAUAGAAAAAAAGGAAAAAAAAUCUUUAUUUCAUUUUCUUGAACUUUUUAAUCAGUUGGUUUUAGUAGUAAUCCAAUGGUUCUUAUGGGUAAUGCUCUAUUUUGGUCCUAAAUCUAUAUCACUUUAUUGAAAUCCUUCUCAGUA